AAAAAAAAUGAAAAACUCGAAAUUAAGUCCACAGACCUCUCUCUCACCUCAUCACACACAGAGAGACAGAGGCCUCCAUUAUUGCGAUUAUCAUCACCAUUUUUCUUCAGCCCUCAUUCCUCGCCAUUUCUUACAAUGCAUCGAUAUAUGUAGCUCCUUUACAAUCCCCACACCUUUCUCUCUCACACCCUCUCUUCCUCUCUCUCUCUCUCACACCUUUUUCUCUUUGGCUGGAGAGGAAGAGAAACGGAGAAGAAUCACCGUCACCAGAUGGGAUCGGGUAUCAGCCGAACGGGCUCGAGCUCCCAUUCUCGGGCCGGCCCCCCCCGCCAAGUCCCUCGCCCCACCAUGAGGCGCUCUAUCUCCUCCGUCCUCAUCUGCGGCGCCUCCUCCUCCUCCUCGCCCACCGAGAUGGAAGAUUAUCCAGCUGAAUUACUGGUAAAUUCUGCAGAACAUGGUCGUAGAAAGAAGUUGAAAUUCCCAAGAAGAAAUUCUGAUUUGUCAGAGGGAAAUGGAGAUAACCUGAUCAGCAUCAAAAGUGAAAGUGCGGUCUCAUCUAGAAGACUUUUGGGUGCAUAUGAGAAUCCUAUUCUUGAAGUUGGUUCAAGCAAUGAUGAUCCUAGUGAUAGAGGGAAAUGGUUGUCUGAAAGUAGGGAGUUGGUUCCUUCUCGUCAAUCCAUUGACAGCUCAAGAUGUGAUGGAACUGCUAGUAGUUCCUAUGGAGGUCAACCAUCUCCGGUUUUGGUUUCUGAAAAUGAAAUGUCCAGUAUGGAUCGUAUGAAUGGCAUAAAUUGCAACAUGAAAGGUGAUGCAUCUCGAAUUGGUCAAGGGUUCUAUAACUCAAGCGGUGUAUAUCGUGAUGCUCUUAGAGAAUCUUUUUUGGAUGAAGUUUCAGUUGAAAAUAAUGUCUCUGAGGAAAUCGAUUACUCUAGUUCAGAUUUUGGUUCUUCUUUGGUUUCUGAUUCACCUUUGGACUUCCAUUUAUUGAGAGACAAUAUUCCUCAGGAGGCAACACCUCUGGAUUUGGGUUUUCUGGUAUCAGAAAGAGAACAGAAUAGACAAGAUGAUAAUCAACUUCAUGUCGACGUGGUGAGUACAUCAAAUAUUUUCCCUGCUAAUUCUGCUGAAAUAAUUAGCCGUGAGGCCAGAAGGAAUAGUAGAAGAUUAUUUUGGGAUGCGUUUUCAAGGCGCAGUUCUAGGAGGCAAUCAGAUUCCAGAACAUUUUUGUUUUCAUCUGCUGGUUCUGAUCGUUUGAGAUCUCCUGACAGACAGCUCCUUGAUUUUAGUGGUGGUUUUAUUGAUGAUGAGUUUGGAGGAGAUUUAGGUUCUCGUGGGAGUAGAUCUCCAGGCAGUAAUGAUCAGCAGUUGAACCCCAGACUUGAGCUCUGGGAUAGACUUGGUGGGACUCUUGAUUCAACCGAUUAUCCACCCCCAGCUUGUCCUCGAGGGGUACAUGCUGAUGGCUCAUGCUUGUGCCAAUCUAGUUCAUUAGCUGAGGAAUCUGGUCCACGCACCGGCAUUUCUCGAAUAGUUAUGCUAGCAGAAGCAUUAUUCGAGGUACUUGAUCAAAUUCAUCAACAGCCAAUGUCACUUUCCUUGUCAGUGGCCUCACUUCCUGCUCCAGAAUCAGUUGUUGAUUCUUUUCCAGUAAAGACGCAUGGGAAGUCAGAAAAAUUGGAAUCCAUAGACGACGUAUCACAGUGUUAUAUAUGCCUGGCCGAGUAUGAGGAAGGAGACAAAAUACGAGUUCUUCCAUGCCAUCAUGAGUAUCAUGUGUCCUGUGUGGACAAAUGGCUUAAAGAAAUACACGGGUAUGUAAACAUUGCAGGGUGUGGACAUAUGCGUCUGUUUUUGCAAGUCUACCCUGUUAUUUCCUGUUAUGUGUAUGUCUGCAUUUUUCAUGUGUAAUUCCUGAUUCCUCUCUGGUGCACCAGUGUGUGCCCACUCUGCAGGGGAGAUGUUAGUCUGGGUUCCACGGAGGGCUAAGAUUCGUUUGAGGUGGUUAGUUUUGUACAUAUUUAUUAGAUAUGAUGGUUCUUGAAAACCAAGUACCUUGAUGAAACAAUUUUCCAUUUAUACUCUCGGAUCCUUACUGAUCCAAUAGCAAAAUCAUGGUUUGUAGCGAAAUUAGUUAGUGAAAUGUACAUCAGAGCAAGGAAAGACGACAUAAUUGCCAAAACUUGUAUUGCGGAAAUCUGUCGUCGUCGUGUUAUUAACAUGCUUAGAUUAGGAGACCUCAAUUAUCCAAAAUAUGAGUAGAGCAUCCUUGGCCAAUGCUUUUGCUCAUUAUUUUCAGUCUUGCACUGGGAGUCUCAGUUUCCCAGUCAUGUAUGUCGGUAAUUCAUAGUAGAGAUUGUGACCAUUGUCUAGUUGCACCGUCUGUGAAAUCAUAUUAGAUCUAUCUAUUUUGCAA
Messenger RNA from Salvia miltiorrhiza (redroot sage), 2413 nucleotides. RefSeq lists its product as uncharacterized. The transcript has 5 exons. The record is from RefSeq and is a predicted model, not a curated record. Lineage: Eukaryota; Viridiplantae; Streptophyta; Magnoliopsida; Lamiales; Lamiaceae. The coding region runs from base 271 to 1908 and encodes 545 amino acids.